This is a messenger RNA of Eleginops maclovinus (Patagonian blennie), 8712 nucleotides long. It is a transcript of the gene arid3a, whose product is annotated as AT-rich interactive domain 3A. Gene Ontology annotation, cellular component: nucleus. The transcript is spliced from 9 exons. Gene Ontology annotation, biological process: regulation of transcription by RNA polymerase II. The coding region runs from base 602 to 2272 and encodes 556 amino acids. Gene Ontology annotation, molecular function: DNA binding. Lineage: Eukaryota; Metazoa; Chordata; Actinopteri; Perciformes; Eleginopidae. The record is from RefSeq and is a predicted model, not a curated record.
GGCUGUCUGCUGCCUCAACCCUACACUCAAACUCUGAAAACACAAUUACGCGCAGAAGACGAAUUCGUGGAUAUCUUGCAGUCACAUGAAACCACUUUUUUCCAGCCGAUAAACUAACGAACCACCUCUCCUCUUCCUCUUUCUGGUGUUUUCCUCUGUGUGUAAUCGAGACUGGAUUCAGAGACGGGGAAAACAGGGAUGUUUCUUCCGGUUCCAAAGAGUGUAAAAACCGAACGGAAGCCGAUGUGGUCUUUGUAGUCUAUCAGCGCACUCUUGUCCUCCUACCUUUUGCCUCCGCUACUUGUGCUUCAUUGACUGCUGUGCAACUCAGCCCUGCUGUCGGCUUUGGUUUCCUCCCACUUCAGGAAAAACCAUUGAGACAAGAGAGAGGCCUCUGUUUCCAGAACUGCAGCCGACCUUUCUCAGAGCUCUGCCACCCCUUCCUCCUCCUCCUCAUUUCACUUCAUAACCAUAACCUGCAGCUGCCUCACCACAAAAAAAACUUCCACCACUGUCCACCGCCUGGCCCCGGACUGGUGCUCCUUCAGUGGGGGAGGGAGGGGAAGGAAGGCAGCUGAACGUUGUGCCACUUUCCCCAGAGAUGAAGCUCCAGGCUGUCAUGGAGAACCUGCACAGGCAGCAGAGGGCCAAGCUGCUGAUGGAGCAGCAGCUACAGCAGCAAGCCGCCGCCCAACGCACUCAGGUCCGCACAAUCGUUGGAGGAGGGGACGAGCCGAUGGGGAGCCCAGCCCCUGAGGCAGAACAAGCCCAGAUGGCAGCACUGGCAGCCAUGCGUGCCGCUGCCGCCGGGCUGCAGAGGGUGUCGGACAGCCCCAUGUCAGAUCGCAGCAGUGGUGGUGAGGACGAAGGUGUUGACGAUGACAAUGAAGACGGGGAGGACCAUUACAAGGACAUGAUGGGGUCAGAUGAGGAGGAGCAGAUUUUUUUUUCAUACAGCAAACACAAAUGGGACGAGGAAGACUUUGAAGGCGAGAUGGAAGAAGACUUUGAUGACGACCUGGCGGAAGAGGGUCUGCCAACGGGCCAUGAUGCCGUGGCUCCAGGAAAGGGAAUCCUCCUGCUACCCCACCGUCAACUCAACCCUCACUCUCAGCUGCUGAAGACCCGGCCCGGUGUCGACCAGGAACCCCGUGUAGCCAUCAUGCCCCCCCACGCCACGAACAACCAUCUGAGCGGACAGGACCACGGAGAGUGGACCUACGAGGAGCAGUUCAGACAGCUGUAUGAACUGGAUAGAGACCCGAAGAGAAAAGAGUUUCUGGAUGACCUCUUCAGCUUCAUGCAAAAACGAGGAACGCCGGUGAAUCGUAUUCCCAUCAUGGCCAAGCAGGUCCUGGAUCUGUACAUGCUCUACAGGCUGGUGACAGAGAAAGGCGGCCUGGUGGAGGUCAUCAACAAGAAACUGUGGAGAGAGAUCACUAAGGGACUCAACCUGCCUACCUCAAUCACCAGUGCAGCCUUCACCCUACGCACACAAUACAUGAAGUACCUGUACCCAUACGAAUGUGACAAGAGGGGUCUGAGCAAUCCCAACGAGCUCCAGGUAGCCAUCGACAGUAAUCGGCGGGAGGGCCGGCGGCAGAGCUUUGGCAGCUCCCUCUUCACAUACUCGCCCAACGGGACACCUACCAUGCUCUCGUCGCCCAAACUCCCGUCAGCCAGCGUCGGCCUGACGAUGGGCACCAACGGGGCCUCGCUGACCCAUAACCACAAGAUCAAGAAAGAAGAGGACGCUGGCCAGUCGCUGAUGGGACUCAGUAUGGCUCGUCUGUCAGCGGGGGCGCUGCAUGGGAACUCGAUGGGUGCGAUGCAGGCAGCAGCCGCUCAGGCAGCGAUGGCCGCUCAGAUGGCGGCUCUGGAGCAGCUCAGGGAAAAACUCGAGGCCGGUGAGCCACCAGAGAAGAAGAUGGCACUGCCGGCCGAGGAACACCAACGACUGCUGCAGAGAGCACUACAACACAACCUGCUGGCCAUGACCGCUCAGAUACCCAUGAACAUCCGCAUCAACAACCAAGAGAGCAGGCAGGACUCGGCCCUGAAUCUCACCACCAACGGCACAAGCAGCAUCAGCAUGUCAGUUGAGCUCAACGGCGUGAUGUACACCGGCGUUCUUUUUGCUCAGGCAGCAGCAGGGGCAGCUUUGUCCGGUGCAGUCGGAUUGUCUGUCUCCAACAAGUCGGUCAGCAGUCGUGUUGCUCCACAGCAGCACCAGAACACACCUACCUCAACAUCGAGCAACCCGUUGUCUUAACAAACCCCCAGCAUUUUUUUAUUUUGAAUUACCAUGCUAAGUAAAGCCAAAAAUCAACCUCAUUUUCUACAUAAUCUAUGCCAAAAAGAGAAGAAUCAUAAACUGUACAGAGACUCAAACUGAAACUCAGAUCACUUGAAUUACAUUAUCUCAGGUUUUCUCUCAUCAACUCACCUCUUUUGUUCUUCAUAGCCAAACUUAUUUCUGGAAAAAACAAAGAAUAUCUCAACUGAGAGCCAGUAUAUGCUAAACAAAUAUGUAUGCACAAUCUGUGAAUUAUUUAUUUCUGCAUAAAUGUACAGAUUAUUGGAGAACAAAAGAGAAGGUAAUAACUAGGAAGGGUAAUGCACUGUUUACACACAAACACAGCUACUGAUUGACAGCAAUGUUUUAUCCUCUAGGGGGUAGAUUUUUUUAUUUUAUUUUCACUUUUUGUUGUUAUUGUUAUUCUCUUUACUGUGUUUUAUCAUUUAAAUCUUUAACAAUCCACUCACUGCAGGAAAAAAAUAUAUUUAAAAUUAUAUAUUAAAAAAAGUUAAUAUGAAUAUCCUCUAUUUUUAAUCAGAAAAGCUUUAAAGGUAUAUGUUUUUCUUCAGGGCAUAUAACAAUGUACCAUUGUGACCUCAUUUUGUGUAAAGCCCUAUUCGCAAGGCAGCCAUUUUGGAUCUCUAUUAGGGAAAGUCCGGUCACUCCUGCUGUGCACAUCAUAUUAGUGCAGAGAUUCUGCAGUGAGACAAGAUGUAAAACGCAUUUCAAGAGUCUGGGUAAUGGCUACAAUGCUACAUAGCUUAUGAAUGCUAUGAAGUGGUUGUGCUUUUCCCGUUACAGCUGGAUAAUGUUUUAUCUAAAAUCCUCACCUGCUCGUUGACAUAAGGCCAGUUUAAUAUAUAUCUGCGCCAUUCUUGCAGGUAGAUUGUCAAGCUUUGAGUUCGAAAUGGCUGUGUUGUAAGAGUACGGUCAGUUUUGCAGGCGGGGAUAUGAACUUUUAGCCUUUCUUGAACCCUCGCUGCAUUAACACGCUGGACUUUUGCAGCCUUAUUAGUGUCCACACAGACUGCUGCUGUUUGCGGUUCAGAUUGUAUGUGAAUAAUAACUAUUUUUGACUGCUCCCAGGUGUCUGAUGCUAAUUGAUUUGUACAAUAUCUUGACAAAUCCAGAGCAAUGCUUUUCAACAUCUUUCUCUGCAGAAAGAUUCAUUUUCCUCUUCUUCUUUUUCUUACUUGGCCUUCUAGUGGAGUGAUUGUCUUAAGGUCAUAUGCAUGCCUGUAUUUGUAGAUGAAGCCCUUCAGCAAUCAGGAAUGAACCACAGUUUUCCUGCCUUUAAAUCAGAGGAGUCGUGUAUCCACUAAAUCCCUAUCAAUGUGGAGACACUUACAUGGACAAUCAGGUGUUAUUUUAGCUUAAAUCUGGUGUUGUGUUGUUGUAUUAUAGCUAACAGAUGCUUUUAUUUUUGGUUCAGCUUUGUGUUUUGCGUGACUUAGUGCUUCUUCUGAUCCAAGUGCUUCUUAUCCUGUGCUGUGACAGGGACCAGGUCUCCUUGAAACUGGCUGUCAAGGAUAUAACAGAGAAUGUCUUGUGAUCCUUUGACUGUUUAUAGAUGUUGUUUAAUUAGGGCUUUGACAAUGUGCUCUCAGAGGUAAUUGUAGCUGCAGCUGAGCACCCUCUUGUGUCUUAGUGUUUGUAUCAACACUUGCUGCAGUAAGAUUUGUAAAAAGUUAAAUCCGCCACAGCAAAGAUACCAUAUAAUUCACGUGUAGUUAUGUUUCUGCAAUGACAUCAAUCAUCAAUCAAUUCAGCUUUUUUAACUUUAACCUGUGCUACCUCUCUGGACUGUUAAAGAUUGUUACUCUACCCCCACCCAAAGCAGCCUCAUUCCUACUGACGUUAAGGAGUAAAUCAGGCUUUGUAUGUGGGUUCUGUUCUGAGGCCUUAACACAGCAUGAGAUGACCAGAGAGUCAGCAGUACCUCCAUCUAAUCAGUUUUUACUGUUCCAGUCAAAUAUCACCAGAUGGCUGUCGUGGCUUUGAUUUUGGACGCACCCCUCAAUGGGAAAUCACCACCAGUUGCUACACAAACACUGACCAGUUUUGAAAAGUAAAACUCUCAUUCAGAGUCACAUACAAUAAUUAAAUGUUGUCUUUAAGUUUGGUAAAAUAGUGAGGAUUACCGUCCGGUCUCUGUAGUUUUGUUACUUCCUAGAAAAAGAGAACUGUUAUUUAUCUUUUACUCCCGCUUACAUGCAGCUGUCAACAUUUUGAAAUGUAAGCUUUUCUUCUGAGCGUGCCUCUCUUUCUCAGUUUGUAUUUAAUGAUCUUAAGCAGGCAAGAGGCUGUGUGUCGCAAACUGCAGAAGAUCCCAUGUAUGCUUAUCUAAAGGAUUCUCAUAGGGGCCGAAUAAUAGCAGCAUUCAAACAUGUCUAAAUCAGAAAACGCUACAUUGGGAAAAAGGCUUGGUGACCAACGAAUAAUAUCGGUCAAUAAUGUCACCACCACCACCUAUAGCAAAAACGUGUUCCUGCUACACUUUUAGGUCUUCAUAGUUGCUGUUUUGGUUGAAGGUGUGUUUAGGGUUUUACAAUUGUGCAUUUGUACCACAUGUCAGCUAAAAUAACUUUUGAGGAACUGGCAAAUGUUCACAAUGGCAUCUCAGCUCCCCCAGCCAAGGCCCUGCAACACACACAAUCAUGCACACACUACACAGGACUGAGGCAGAGGACACACUAUAAAAAGAUAUAUGAAUAACAUUUAAGAAAUAUGCGGCUAUCUAAUCUUUUAAUGGUUAUGUAAUAAUCUUGUGUCAGCAUGUGGCUGUAUGCCAUUAACUGUUAGCUGUUAAUCAUAAGUAACAAAUGUAUUAUAGAUGGACUACUCAAUAGCAAGAACAGAACUUUGUAUUUAAAGUGCAUUGAGAAAGCUUGUUUGAAAUUAAAAAAACCUCAAACACUCACAAACGCAAAUAUGUUAUCCAACCUGGAUAACAUAGUAGGAUGAGAUGCAUAGUUUUCUCUUCAUAAGCUUUCUUCUGCAUCACAUUUUCUCACUUUUAUCAUUCUAAUGCUACUCUUUAGAUCCAGCCACCUACAGUCAACUUAAGAGAUGAAAUCUUUUUACUAAGAUUUUGUGAGUUUUUUCAAGGAAUCACAGCCCACGAUGGAUUAAUGUUCAGGUUCUUUAUGUAGAUGUAUUACAGAUGACUUUGUAUUCCUAGAGUGAAGAUUGACAAACAGGCCGUGCCAUCUGGCUUCUUCUUAGCAUUCAGCAGGCAUAGUUUUAUCUUCUUUAUUGUUUAAGAUGUGGCUAUUGUAUUAUUUAUUUGGUAUAAUAAGCUCAAAUACCAAUAUUUUAUGGCAUCACAAAAAGAUUGUUCAACUCCAAAAAACAGGAAAAAGAAGAUUAACCAAUUUAAGUAAAGGCUUGUUCACCAGCUACCUUUGACUGGUCGAACUGAAGUCAUCACAAUUUGGUGUUUCAUAGAGUUUCAUAGGGGAAAAGUAUGAUGUCAAGAAUUAACAUCCUGGUCUUAACUCAGUUUUGAGUUAGUUCCUCCUCGAUUCCUCCGUUAAGCAGCUGUACAUUUCAUAGAUUACUAUGUAAACUGAUGUGUUUACUCCAGCACACAGAAGUUUCAGCAUGCCUCUCUCUACGUGAGUAGCAGAUGUCACAGUUACUGUUGAUGGCUGACAAUCAAAUAGAGACAUGCUGUGGUUGAAAGCAUUAGUUUAGGGGGGAGGGCUGCUAAAGAAAGCACAAUUCAAUCAAUACUGAUCUAAAGGAUCAACAUUGCUUUCUUAGAUUUGACCCUGUGACCUUUUGACCCCCGAGGCAACAUUCAGGCACCUGCCCCCUUCAAUGGAUCCAUGUUUAUCAUAUACAUCUAUUGACUCCCUCUCUGAGAUAUUUGCAUAUGAACAGUGGAGGUACUGCAGCUCUCUCUGUUUCUUUCAGUAUGUAUGUGCACGGCGACAAUCAGGAGACAUUAACAAUGUAUACCUCCAACACUCUGACUUACCCUUCAACCACACAGAACCCAUUUCUACCUCAAGAAUAACAAAGACUUGGCAGAUUUUGCUUCAGCCAAAAAUUACUUUUCAAGGUUGUGUUUAAGCAGAAAAACCUCAUCAAAUCGUAAUUAAUGCUGGUUAUCAAAGAUAAACAAUAUUAACGUUUGGUUAUGCAAGGGAGUCAGAGAUGUUAGUACUGUUGAGGGUUCAGUUCCAGCUUCAUCGUCUUUACUUAAGAGCUCCCCUCAGUGGAAGGUUUUGUUAUGACGCACUAUUAGUUCACAUUUCCUAAAGGGAAAUGCAAAAAAGGUCUGAGCUAAGGCUGCAAAGAUGUAUUGUCCUUCAGUGUGGACAUUUACUGCAAACAAAUGACAUCAUUUAAGUGUUAAUAUCUUCAUUUUACUUCCAGUGUUUUCAGAGUUUUUUCCUUGUUAAAGUGACGAAGCCUCAUCACUGGACACUUAAAGGCUGCACUGAAAGAAACUAUUUUAGAGGCAUUUAAUUACAGAAUUUGUUUAAUUAUUUAAACCAGUUAACAGUCAAUAAUCAAACAUCCUUUUUUUGCUUGUUUCUCUUUGCUGGGGUCAAACAGGUUUCUCCAUAUUUUACAAAAAACAUUGGAGCAAAGUAGCUGUGAAAACUGUAUUAGUCUUAACUCUGUACUUUACCAGAGUUUGUUCUGAGUCUGGAGAAGAAUUUCUACCAGGUUUUAUGGUUCAGACCGGUAUUUAUUUCUCAAUGCUACCAGCUGCUUUUUAUGUGUCUGUGGUUCUGUAGCCGCUUUGUUUUCUUUCUUCCUUUGUCAAAGUUACAAUAUUGUGUGGUAAUGCAGUUUAAACGCUUGGGUUGAUUUCAUAAUGUCUGCUUGUUUGAUGCAAUCAUGUGCUGUUGUAUGGAUCAGAAAACAAUAAUUCCAUCCAUCCAUCCAUCCAUCUUCUCCCGCUUUUCCGUCAGGGUCGCGGAGGUAACAGCUCCAGCAGAGAGCCCCAAACUCAAUAAUUCAGCUGUACUUAUUUUCAUCUCACUCUUUCCGAUUUUUCUUUUAGUCUUGGUGUUUGAUUUCCUGUCAAUCCAGGAAGGUCAUAAAUGUAUUGCUUUACAGGGGCUGACUCCCAAUCAGCACAAGCCCCCGCAGUCUCUUCUGGUUGGUUGGCUUGCUCGCUCUGUAAUAACUUUCAAGUGUUUUACCUUGAAAUAGUGCAGCUUUUAUUCCCACCAGAGCCUAACUAAAGAACGUCUUGAAACCAGAGUGUCUUGCAUGGAAAAUGAAAAUUCUGACUCUUGUUCCCACAUGUUGCUGACAUGGAAAUUCUGCUGUAACAUUUACGGGUUAAGGUGCAUGCGGGCUUCGGGGGGCUUUUGAUGAAAUGUCACCACUGACUUUAUCUGUAUUAGGGGGACUGUGGACAAGGAAAAUUAUAAAUAACACGAUGCCUUCUGCUGUGACAAUAGUUGUAUGAAAUAACCUGUAUUACUAAGAAUCAUUAAAUAGAAUAUUUCUGGAAUAUGGCUUUUAGGGCUAUGCAUUAUGUCGUGUUCCUACUACCUGUUUAUUUGGCUCUUUCUAUGCUUUUUUGGGGAUAUGCUAUAGCAAACCGGCACACCGAGAUUACUUUUAGAGCAAAUUUAUUAAUAUGAUGAUGAUGAUAAAUAAUGGGAUUAUUUUAGGGAAGCAUGUGAUGUGCGUGUGGGCUUCACGUGUCUUCAAGUUAACUGAAACAAGGCUCUUGUCUCUUACAACUUCUCAGGAAAAUCUACCUCUACCUCCAGUUUUAUACAUUUAACCCAAUUGAAGUUACAGUUUAGUGAAAGAGGAUGUGAGAGCGGACCCAGGUCUGAAAUAACUCCAACAUAGUACAGUACAUAAUAUAUCUUAUAAUCUCAUGGCACACCUAAGAGUGUAUUAAAGCAAGUAUUGUGGUAUAUUUAUAUCAGUUUUUCUGGCAGGUCAACAAAUACAAAUUCUCUCAGAAAAUGUAUUUCACACCCUGGUGUGUGUGAGAGGUUUAUUUUGGACUCUGGGGUCUUUCUCCGUCUCUCUGAUUCUUUCUGUGUUACAGGUUGGUAACACUUUAACUUAUUUAAGGAUCAACAACAGGGAACCUCCAGUUCAACAGCUUACUAACUUCUCAGUACUAGCACGAAUCAGUAUUGCUUUUAGUACCACUGUUAGUACUGUCAGUCGUUUUCAGUCUGUUCUAUUAAUGUGUGCUUAUUCCUCCUUUUUUAUAAAUGAUUUUUUUGUUUGUUGAUGAAUGGGAUGUUUCCCGUUAACCACGGUAAUAGUAGAGUGGCGGCGGUCAAUGCAACUGUUCUUUUUUGUUUUCUUUGUUUUCGAAGGGUGAAGAGCUAUUAUUGCCUAUUUACUCAAAAUGUGUUUGUGUGAAUACUUUUGUUUUGAAUCUGAAAUUAAUAAAAUAUCACCUCUCUUUAAUGUCA